AUGACCACGCAGUUACCUAUUGUAAACUGUACCGGACUCCAUAAACUGCUUUCUCAUCCGUCUUCGGCUCGUGGAAUCGGUGGUCGAUUACGGCCAAGACUUCUCCCCCGCUCCAAAUUGGAGAAAUACCACCCCAAAAUGGGGACCGGCACCCAUAAUACUCGGGGUAUUCCAAGUACGGAGUAUAACCCCCCCAACCUGAAGAAAUAUGGAUCGCCGUUUCUAUGGCCCAAAUGGCGCAAAUCCAUUAUGAUUUGGAUCUCAUGUGCAGUGACGGCCCUCGCCGGUUACUCUGCAGGGGAGGCCAGCCCGGCGUCAACAGAGCUGACCGCAGAAUGGGGCAUCAGCUCGGUGGUGUACAAUCUGGCUAUUACGAUCUUCUGUGUGGGGUUUGGGCUUGCGCCGAUGGUACUUGCUCCUUUCUCUGAGAUCAAUGGAAGGAGGCCGAUUUUUGUUAUCAGUGGGAUUAUUUUUGUUGCCUGUACUAUCGCAUGCGGUGGAACACAUUCUUUUGCUGGGCUGGUCAUAGGGCGACUUUUCCAAGGCGUGGGAGCAUCAACCUUCUCUACAAUGGUUGGAGGCGUUAUCAGCGACUUUUACCACGCCGAAGACCGAAACACUCCCAUGGCAUUGUUCUCUGCGGCUGCUCUCUUCGGCACAGCACUAGCUCCGCUGCUGUCAAGCAUUAUUGUGUACCACACUACAUGGCGCUGGAUUUAUUACUCACAUACUAUUGUGUCAGGGGCGUUUGUCAUUUUGAUCUUUUUCUUCUUUUCAGAAACACGUGGGAGUCUUGAGGCUGGUGGCCAUCAUGGAGUCAUCAUACCUGGCAGCGGAGCCUGUGAGGGAGAUAACACCAAGCGGAUUAGGUGGAAAGUGAAGAGUGAUGAACAGCGGGUGUCCUUGGUCCAGAUGAUCAGCAUCUCCUGCUACCGUCCAUUCCACAUGUUGUUCACAGAGCCUGUCGUCUUUUUCUUUUCCCUUUGGGCUGCUUUUAGCUGGGCUGUCCUGUAUCUCCAGUUCAGUUCUGUUCCGUUGGUUUUCAAAACAAACCAUAACUUCAACACUGAGGAGAGUGGAGCUGUCUUUACAUCAAUAUGUAUCGGGAUAAUCCUCAUCACCAUCAUAAGUAUUUACCAAGAGAGGAUCACAGAGCACUUCAUGAAGCUCCCGAAAUCAGCCGAGCGACGUCUCUACUUUUCCUGCAUUGAAUCAAUCCUGUUGCCUAUAGGCUUAUUCUGGUUUGGAUGGACGUCGUACUCGUCCAUUCCAUGGAUCGUGCCGACACUGGGCGUCGGCUGUGCGGCAAUGGGCAUCUUCUCGGUCUACUUGGCUGUUUUCAACUACUUGGCUGAUACCUAUCAUCGAUACGCGAGUUCUGCUAUUGCAGCGCAAUCAUGCUGUCGAAACCUACUAGGCGGUGUCUUUCCAUUGGUUGCCAACGCCAUGUUCACCAAUAUGGGCUAUCCUGCUGCAUCCAGUUUAUUAGGUGCUUUCCUGGCACUUGUUCCAUGGCUCCUUGCCUUUUUUGGGCCCAAAAUCCGCGCAAAAAGUAAACUAGCAAGUGAACUUGCGCAUUAAGAAUGUAGAUUACAACAGGACAGUCAAUAGAUUCGUCCUAUUCUAUAAUCUCUUGAUGAAAGAACACAGUACUAAUCUAUGUGUUUUAUCUUCGUCAUACAUC
Molecule: messenger RNA, 1684 nt
Organism: Aspergillus glaucus CBS 516.65
Lineage: Eukaryota; Fungi; Ascomycota; Eurotiomycetes; Eurotiales; Aspergillaceae
Exons: 10
Coding region: 1-1581 (526 amino acids)
Biological process (GO): transmembrane transport
Molecular function (GO): transmembrane transporter activity
Source: RefSeq, a predicted model, not a curated record